AUGACUACCCGCAAGAGAAAGCAAGAAGCCGAGGAGGAGCUUCAGGCCCUUCCUAGCGAUGAAAGCGAAGAGGAGGAAGAAUAUGAAGACUCCGAGCCCGAUGUAGAGGAAGGAAGCGAUGAGGGCGAACAGGAGGAGGUGGAGGGAGAGUCUGAGUCUGACGAAGACGAGGAAGGAGAAGAGGCACAAGCAGAACCGAAAGCAGAAGCCAAAGACAAAGACGAAGGCGCCCCAGCAGCCAAGAAGCAGAAGACUGGGCCGAUUGUUGUCGAAGAUGACGAGGAUACCGAGAACGGCGCAAAUGGCGAAAAAGACGAGGACGAGGAGCGUGUUGAGGAGGAAGGCGUGGAAGAGAGUGUCGCUGAGACCGCCACGAAGAGUGGUCCAGCUGCCGCAGCUGCUCAGAAUAAGGGGGGUGUUGUUCCUAAGGAGUCGAAUCUGCCUGAAAUUGAGGAGGUAGCUGAGGAAGAGCAGUGA
This is a messenger RNA of Penicillium vulpinum, 477 nucleotides long. RefSeq lists its product as uncharacterized. The transcript is spliced from 3 exons. Lineage: Eukaryota; Fungi; Ascomycota; Eurotiomycetes; Eurotiales; Aspergillaceae. The record is from RefSeq and is a predicted model, not a curated record. Bases 1 to 477 code for a protein of 158 amino acids.